CGUGCACUGUGGUUGCAGCUGGAGUUCAGCCCUUUCUCUCUCCCUCUGCAGACUGUGACUGUCCGGUACUCCCGGUUCUCGUCCUGCUUCCACCAUGAGCGACUCCUUCAUCGUCGCCAUCGACUUCGGCACCUCGUACAGCGGGUUCGCCUUCAGCAUGACGUCCCGAGAGGAGGACAUCGACCCCUACCUGCCCCCCUGGGGGGAAGAGGUCGGCUUGGAGACCCCCAAAACCCCCACCUGCAUCCUGUUUGAUGAGCACCAGCAGUUUGUCAGCUUUGGUUAUGAAGCCAAAGUGUCGUACGUCAAAAUGCGCGGAGACGACGCGCGAAAAAAGUUCUUCUUUGAAUGCUUCAAGAUGUCUCUCUAUGGAAAAAAACUCAGCAGUGAUCUGACCAUCAGAGCCGCCAAUGGGAAGUGGAUGAAGGGCCUGAAGGUGUUCACCGAGGCUCUGAGAUACCUGAAGGACAGCGCCCUGAGAACCAUCAACAACACGUCUGGGAGGAAGUUCAUUGCCUCCGACUUCAACUGGGUGCUGACUGUACCUGCCAUCUGGGAUCCUUCUGCAAAGCAGUUCAUGAGGAAAGCUGCCACUCAGGCUGGUAUUGUGACUAAAGGAAACGAAACUAAGCUGAUAAUUGCCCUGGAACCAGAGGCAGCCUCCAUCUGGUGCAAGAAGCUCCCAGCUGACGGUUUCACAGCACGGAGCCAAGGAGACAACACACUGGAGCAGUCUCCAGGGACACAAUACAUUGUCGUGGACUGUGGAGGUGGAACUGUGGACAUCACUGUCCAUGAAGUCCUGGAUGGAGGAGACUUGAAGGAGCUGCACAAAGCCUCGGGGAACAACAUGGGCGGACAAACUGUGGACCAGAAGUUCAAAGAACUGCUGAAAACAAUCUUCUGUGAUGGUGUGUGGGAAGAAUAUGAAAGGCAGUACCCCAGUGAGGUUCAGAAAAUGAUGUACGACUUCACUCUGUUCAAAAAGAAAGACCAGGAGGUGGAGAUCAGCUGUCCUUACAAUCUGGGAAAAUUAGCGCAGGAAGUGAAGGAUGUGGAAGCCUUCUUUCAAACGGUGAGCGGUGCUUCCUGGAAUGAGGGCUCCAUCCAAAUCUCUCGAGAGAAACUGAGGUCUUUCUUUAAAGAGAGUCUGAAUGGCAUCACUGCCAGUGUGAGAGAAAUGUUGAGGAAAGACCUCAACAUCGAGUAUCUUCUGUUAGUCGGGGGCUACGCCGAGAGUCAGAUUCUGCAGCAGCACAUCAUCAGUCAGUUCUCUGGUCAGUGUAAAGUUCUGUGUCCUUUCAGAGCCCAAGAGGCCAUUGUGAAGGGAGCAGUGCUGUUUGGGAGAACCCCGGAGGUGGUGGCAUCUCGCCAGAGUGCUUUCACUUACGGGCUUCAUAUCAGUAAUCGUUUCGAUGCGUCCAAGCACAGAGCAGACAAGAAAUAUACAAACAAAGAUGGCGAUUGGUGUGAUGGUAUCUUCAUGAAGCUGGUGGCCAUUAAUGAGAACGUGGCCUGGGACGACACUAGAGAACAUACCUUAACUCCAACAAGGUCUGAUCAGACCUUUAUGAACUUUCCAUUUUACUGCACAGAGAAAGAAAGUCCGUUCUACAUUGACGAAGAAGGGGUGGAGAAAAUAGGUUCAUUUAAGGUCAAUAUGCCCGACACGAGACUCGGCAUGAAGCGUGAAGUCAAACUGAAGCUCAAGUUUGGCUUCACAGAAGUGCUGGCCACAGCCACAGAUGUAGAAUCCGGUUCAACAGAGUCAAUUGAACUUGAUUUCAUGAGGAAGUUGUGAAGUUACCAAACUGUAGAAAAGUGCAUCAAUCCAUCAAUUCACCAGCACGAAGCUGCAGAGGCCAGUCAGAGGUCCACUUAUUCAGAGUGUGGACAGAGUCAGUGACUGGGUUAAAAUCUGUUUAAGAGUCUGUCAGCUGGUUUCUCAAAAGUCGGUGAAAUAUAAAAUGAAGCUAGUCUAUAAAUUUUGGAAUAAUAAAAGUGAGUCUUUCACAGUUAAUCUGUUUGGUGUUGGUGCAGGAUGUAGUGAUUAUGGCGACGCUCCAGUGAAUCCCAUUGGUGGUAUCACAUGCUUUUGUGGUAUUUGUCUUCACUGUUGCAGCGCCUUGUAAAUUAUAGAUGGUCCCUUAACACUGCAGCACUACCGGCUCCUCAACGAAAUCUAUGUUGCUUCUGCUGUGUGACAGACAGAUGCUUGUUCAGGUUCAGGUAGGCUGCAUCAUCUGCAGACCUGUUGGCUCGGUAGGUAAAGUGGAGGCAGUCCAGGUGUGUGUCAGUAAUGUGACUGCAUUUGUCCAAUAAUGUUCUACUCUCAUGUAUUUUUUCCAUAUCAAAAUGUUUCUUAUUUAUUUUGCUCACAAAAAAGUAAAUAAAAUAUAUUUUCAAUGUUUCA
Molecule: messenger RNA, 2413 nt
Organism: Salarias fasciatus (jewelled blenny)
Lineage: Eukaryota; Metazoa; Chordata; Actinopteri; Blenniiformes; Blenniidae
Product: heat shock 70 kDa protein 12A-like
Exons: 4
Coding region: 95-1801 (568 amino acids)
Molecular function (GO): ATP-dependent protein folding chaperone; ATP binding
Source: RefSeq, a predicted model, not a curated record